Molecule: messenger RNA, 4142 nt
Organism: Siniperca chuatsi (mandarin fish)
Lineage: Eukaryota; Metazoa; Chordata; Actinopteri; Centrarchiformes; Sinipercidae
Gene: igfn1.4
Product: immunoglobulin like and fibronectin type III domain containing 1, tandem duplicate 4
Exons: 25
Coding region: 177-3863 (1228 amino acids)
Molecular function (GO): protein binding
Source: RefSeq, a predicted model, not a curated record
GUCUGACAACGUGGGUGCUUGUCACAUAGUCAUUGGCAUUCCUGUCAGGAUUUAAUAGCUUGAAGACCAGGGAGGCAACACUUAAAUAUCAGACUGGGAAGCAGCACCACUCAAGUGGAUCACAGGAGUACUGAGGUAAAUCUUGCUGAAUCCCUCCAGGAAUCAAAGGACCCAAGAUGUUUGGAAGAUCCAAAGUGAUGGAUGGGACAGCCACUGGCCAAGGUCCUGAUGCAGAGAAUUGCAAUGAUAAAGAAGUGGGGAUCAAGAAAAAAUCUAAGGUCCCCGGGGUGAUGAUUACACAGUUUACCGAGACGCUGCCAGAGGGAAAGAGCCAUCCAGACUUCACCCGCAAGCCGAUUGCUUUGACCAUCCAAGAGGGCAAAUUUGCUUUUUUCAAAGCCAUUGUCACUGGAGACCCACAGCCGACUGUAACGUGGAGCAGAAAUAACGGAGAUGUGUCUGAUACGUCAAGAUACCAGACUAAAUAUGAUCCCAAUUCCAAUGAGCAUACAUUUGAGAUGCCAAAUGUUAAGCCAGAUCAAGCUGAUACCUAUAAAUGCUUUGCCACAAAUGAAUAUGGACAAGCCACAGUCACAGUUCUUCUGAAUGUUAUUGAAGUUGGUUUCAAAAAGAACAAAGCCCAGAAACAAGCAGCUGAAGCCCCUGAUGGGAAUUUUAAGACUGUACUAAAAAGGAGAAGUAAGAUCCGUCCGAAAUCUGAGCAAACUGAUAAAAAAGAGGGCGGGAUCGAUCCUAAAUUUUGGGAGCUCUUACUUAGCGCUGACAAGAAAGACUAUGAGAGAAUCUGUGCAGAGUUUGGAGUGACUGACUUUCGCUGGAUGCUCAAGAAACUUAAUGAAAUGAAGAAAGAAAGGGAGGAAGAACAAGCUGAGUUCGUCAAAAACCUGUCUAACCUGAGACCUAUUCAGGUCAAUGCUGAUGGUUCUGCAUCCUUUGAGCUUGACAUGGACCUUAUUGACCCAAGCAGCUCCAUAUACCUGUACAAGGAUGGUGAAAUGGUUCCAUAUACAAAGGAGUUGGGCGAUAAGUUAAAGCACAGCCUUAAACAAGUGGGGAAAAAGUAUAUUUUCAGUAUAAGAGACCUUAUGCCAGACGAUGCUGGACUGUACCAGUUGGAUGUAGAGGAUGUGAAUAUGUUUUCCACUGAUUUUAAAAUCCCCAUGGUGGAUUUCUUGGUGAAAAUUCAGGAAGUGAAGGCAAUCGAGAGAGAAGAUGCUGUUUUUGAGUGUGUCCUGUCAAAUCCCUUCUCCAAGAUUUUGUGGUUUGGCAAGAAUUUGCCGCUGGAACAAGGGGAUAAAUAUGAUAUCCAGGUUUCAGAAGACAAGCUCAUUCACAGGCUGGUGGUCAAAGACUGCAUGGUAGUAGACAAAGGAAUUUAUUCUGCCUGCGCAGGAAUAAAAUCUUGCAAUGCAUGGCUUGUCGUUGAAGCUGAUAAAGAUGCAAAAAAGGGCAAAAAAUCAACAAGGAAAACAACAAGGGCAGGAGGAUCUGGGAUGGAUCUGCAGAAGAUUGCCCAAGAACAACAAGUAAAGCUAGAAAAGGAGAGAGAGGAAAGGAAAGAACAGAUUAAAGCUGCGAAAGAAGCUGUGGCAGCUGCACCUCCUGCACCCACUAAGGCUCCAGCUGUGGUUGAACCUAAGGCACCGAAAGACCCUGAACCAAGAAUGGAAAACGAUCCAGAUCCACCGGUUGUGGAGGUAGUAAGAACUGGCCACUCAGCUGAGGAAGCCGGUGGCAGUGAAAGGCUUGAUCAACCACUUACAGAUGCAGAGGGCGAGGCUGGAAUUACCUGUGGACUCUCUGAUAUUUAUGCUCUUCGUGGAAAGCCGGCUGAAUUAACUGUGAAGAUGAACGUGGACUGCGAGGGCACCUGGUUCAAAGAUGGAGAGCAGUUAAACUCGGGUGUUGGGGUCACCUUAACCAAAGAUGGAACUUCUCACAAGCUGACAAUUCAAAGCUGCAGAGAUGACGACUCUGGAGUUUAUCGUUUUGUAUCAGGGGAUCAAAGUACACAAGGAAAGGUCACUGUUGGAGAUGUACCUGAAUUUGACCCAGACGACCUUCACAAGUUCUCCAAACCUGUGAUCAUAAGAGUGGGCCAGAACGCUGCUUUCAAGAUGCCCUUUCCUCCUCAGGAGGCUUUGGUGGUCAGUUGGUUUAAGGAUGGCACUGAGAUUAAAGACGGAGGAGGAGUUAAGAUUGUGAAGGAACCCAAUCACAGCCGGUUGCUGCUUAGAGACUGCCUGAGGACAGACACAGGGGAAAUAAAGAUCCAACUCAAAAACCCAUUUGGGGCUGUGGAGGCCACAUCUCAGCUUAUUGUGCUUGAUCGGCCAGGUCCACCGGAGGGUCCAGUGGAGACUGUUGAAUUCACCUCAUCUAUAAUUGAGAUUAAAUGGAACCCUCCCAAAGACGACGGUGGCUCCGCUGUCACCAACUAUAUUAUAGAACGACAGCAGGCAGGACAGAGUCUGUGGACAAAACUUGGGGAUGUCUCAGUUGACAAGACCUCCUUCAGAGACAGGAAUGUGACUCAUGGAAAGAAAUACAACUACCGCAUCUACGCAGAAAACCCUGAGGGCCUCAGUGACACCCUGGAGACAGCUAACAGCAUUAUGGCUGGCAUGAUGAUACUCUCCGGUCCACCUGGUACCCCCAAAGUGGUGAGUGCCUCGAAGACUUGUAUCAACUUGACCUGGACCCCUCCAGAGGACGACAGAGGAGUACCGAUCAUUGGUUACCAAGUGGAGAAACGAAAGAAGGACACAAAUCAGUGGAUUGCCCUGAAUGGACUCAAUGAACCUAUUGAAGACGUGAACUAUGCAGUUAAAGAGAUCACAGAGGGAGCAGAGUAUGAGUUCAGGGUUUCAGCAAUCAAUGAGUCAGGAUCAGGAGAUCCAAGCCCUCCCUCUGAAAUGGUGUGUGCAAAGAAUCCCAACAUGAGACCUUGUUUUAAAGAUCCAGAGGACUUCAUUAUUGUCAGAGCAGGAAAUUCUGCACGUGUCAAAAUUUGCUAUGAGGCUGAACCUCCACCUCAGAUCACUUGGCUGAAGGAUGAUGAGCCUAUAUCCCCGUGGAUUAAUAUCAUCAAUACAGAGGGAAUGUCUCAGCUUGUUAUUCCCUCAUCGAAGCGCUCAGAUUCAGCCAUUUAUACUGUCAAAGCCAAAAACUCUGUGGGUGAGGCUUCUUUCGACAUUGAGGUUAGAGUCACGGAUGAACCCAAGACUCCAGGGCCAGUGGAGCUAGAGCAAACAGUCCACGGCAAAGUGGUGAUAUCAUGGGCUCCCUCUCCGGACCAGGAGCUUGAUGACCGCCUGUGCUACAUGGUGUCUCAACACAACUCCGACAACAGAGUGUGGAAGACUGUAGCAGACCGCAUCUUCACCAACACAUACACGGCCAACAACAUCCUUCCUGGGAUAGAAUACCAUUUCCGGAUCUACGCCAAGAAUGAUAUGGGCCUCUCAGAUCCAUCUCAGUCACCUACAUGGGGCGCCAACAGCAAUAGAGUUCCAAUAGCCUCAAAUGGAGUUAAUUCAAUGGAGGUCUGCUUUGAGAGGCCUCCAUCAAUCUUGGUCCCUCUGAAAGUCCACACACCACCUAAAGGUUACCAACUCUACAUGACAUGUGCUGUCCGAGGAUGCCCUACACCCACUGUAUCCUGGUACCUGAACGAUGUCUGCAUCAACUCGGACAACAACUAUUACAUCACCAACUCAUUUGGUGUGUGCUCCAUGUACAUUCUUAGAGUCCGAGCAAAGGACAGCGGUGAUUAUAAAGUUAUUGCAGUCAACUCUCUUGGCAAGGCAGAGUGUUCUACUAAACUUAUUGUUAGAGAUUAAAAUGGAAUGACAGCUUCAUGCAGCUUUCCCUCUUACUUCUAUUUUACUGCAGACUGCAUUGCAAGUGUGUGAUACUGUUCUGUAAAGUGCUGGUAAAACUAUCUAAAAUGGUCUACAUACUAACUUAUUUAAUUUAUUUGAAAUGCGACUGAUUUACAAUUGUUUCCCUGUCAUCACAAAUAAUAACUAUUUAGCACGAGUGAAGUGACAAAUUAUAGUACAAAGACAUCUGUCAAAUUUUCAAGCUCUUGUAACAACUGCAAUAAAUCAACAAACUGA